UGUUCUCAAUUGUGAGAAGAACUAGAACAAAUUAAAGACGUUUAAGUGUUUUUUUUUUGGUUAAAAUUAAAGACGUUUAAGUUGCAAUAAUGUAGUAACAAGAAGCAAUGCGAGUCUGGUCUGUACUUCUCAACUCUCACGCCAAAACCAUAGAACAGAAGGUGAUGUCUGUGAUCCAAGACUCCACCAAGCUGGUUCACCUCCUCCAAAUUCACUCAUUCAUCAUCAAAACCUCGCUGGACCGCAACAAUUUCAUCGUUGCCAAGCUCUUGCGUCGAAUCUUUUCAUCAUCUUCUUCUUCAUCCACUGAGUUACCUUACGCCCGCUCUCUGUUCGACGCAAUUUCCUUGCCGGACACCUUCAUUUGGAACACCAUGAUCAGGGCUUACUUGAAUUCCCAAAAUCCUAAUGAGUCUUUGUCCCUUUUUGUCCAAAUGCGUCUUCAACAAGGCAUAUUCGUCGAUAGUUUUAGCCUUUCUCUAGUUCUUCAAGCAUGUGGGAGAUCCACUGACUGUUCAAAUGGUCGAACAAUACAUACCCAAGUGUUAAAACUUGGGUUUGGUUGUGAUUUGUUUAUACAAACUGCACUUAUUGAAAUGUACGCUAAAUUUGGCCAUAUAGAUGUUGCACAUAACGUUUUCGAUGAAAUGACUGACCCGGAUUUAGUUUCAUAUAAUGUCCUGCUAGCUGAGUAUGUUCGUGUAGGGGAGAUAAGUUCAGCUCAAGAACUGUUUGAUAAGAUGCCUGACAAGGACUUGGUUUCUUGGAAUACCAUGAUUCAUGGGUACGCUUCGCGUGGUGAAUUGGGGGUUGCAAAGAAGUUGUUUGAUAGAACUUGUGAAAAGGAUGUAGUUUCUUGGAGUUCAAUAAUUGCUGCCUAUGCCAAGAGCAGGCAAUCAAAUGAGGCUUUGAGGCUUUUUCAUGAGAUGCAAGUAGCAAAUAUAGUGCCCGAUAAGAUUACUAUGGUAAGUGUAUUGUGUGCUUGUGGUGAUGUGGGUGCCUUAGGUAUGGGCAAGAUGGUUCAUGAGUGCAUAGAGAGAAAUAGGAUUGAAAUAGAUCUCAAGCUAGGGACAGCUCUUGUAGAUAUGUAUGGGAAGUGUGGGGACAUUGAUAGUUCAAUGAGAGUUUUCAAUCAGAUGAAUAAGAGGGAUGUGUUUGCUUGGAGUGCUAUGAUCAUGGGACUUGCAAACCACGGACUAGGUGAGUUAGCUCUCGAUCAUUUCUCCAGGAUGAUAUCUGAAGAAAUAAAGCCCAAUGAUGUUACCUUUAUAGGGGUGUUGAGUGCAUGCAGUCACAUUGGUUUGGUUGAUAAGGGGUGGAUAUACUUCAAGUCCAUGAAUGAUGGUUACGGUGUCACUCCUAAACUUGAACAUUAUGGAUGUAUGGUUGACAUUUUGGGAAGAGCAGGGCGACUUCAAGAGGCUAGAGAACUCAUUAGAAGUAUGCCUAUUGCACCAGAUGCCAUUGCCUGGAGAGCUUUUCUUGGAGCUUGUAGAAUCUACAAGAAUGUUGAACUUGCAGAAGAAGCUACAGUGAAUCUUCUUGAACUGGAGCCUCAUGUAGAUGGAAAUUAUGUACUUUUGUCAAACAUAUAUUCCCAAGCCAAGAAGUGGGACAAGGUCGUGAAUAUUAGGAGAAUGAUGAAAGACAUUAACAUACAGAAGGCCCCAGGUAGCAGUUCAGUUGAGGUUGAUAAUGCAGUCCAUGAAUUUGUUGCCGCUGAUAAAUCACACCCACAAUCUGUAGAGAUCUACCAAAUGUUAGCCGAGAUGUCCAAUAGAUUGAAAAAUACUGGAUAUGUACCUCUAACAGCCUCAGUGUUGCAAGAUUUUGAUGAGCAAGAGAAAGAGAAAGCAUUGGCUGUUCACAGUGAGAAGAUAGCUGUUGCUUUUGCGCUUCUUAGCACAGCUCCAAGAUCCCCUAUCCGAAUUGUUAAGAAUCUUCGAGUUUGUGAUGACUGUCAUUUGGCCUUUAAGCUUAUAUCAAGGAUAUAUGACCGGAAGAUUGUUCUUAGGGACCGUAAUCGUUUUCAUCAUUUUGUUGGGGGUUCAUGCUCCUGUAAGGACUAUUGGUGAUAAAACAAGUUGCAGACAACUCGUUUAGUGAUUGAUUAUGGGAAAUGUCAUCCCUGACUAUGAUUAUUGAGGAUGUGUACUAUGGCGUCGUCUUGAACCAAUUUGUGGGGACGCCAUAGUUCAUCAAGGGAAUCUUUUCCAGCUUUGUUUGGUAGAGUAGUUUGUUUGGUUUGUAUAUGUAACUACCCCAUUUCUCUGUGCUUGGUUCUAGAAUGAAUCACAGAUCCAUCCAUUUGAGGAAGGUCAAAUUUGACGCUUUCGAAGGGUUCAAAAUCUCCUUUACUUCUAGGACUCAUCUAAGGCCUAUUCUGUAUUCUGGAACAGUGCUGUCUAAUGAUCAACUGCAAAACUCAACAGGGCUAAAAGAUCACAUACUUUUCCAGUACCUAUUGGCAGUACAACGGACUACUUUUUUAUGUUUGUCACGAAUCCCUCUCGAAAAAACUCUUGGAAGUGGUCUAUCAUAAUUGUGUAAUCUCUUUGACUUUAGUGUACGAACCAGUGCAGAUGAAGUAACACAAUUUUCUUGGGAUACAUUUCAUCCGGAUCUUUCAGCUCUGAAAUUUUUCUAAAGAUAUGGCCAGCAGAUGCAUUUCUUGUACUACUUGAUUCAUUGGGAUCAGAAGUUUGGAUAAGCAAGAGUCUGGCUACUGCUUAAUUCACAUUGUCAUGCUAUUUCCCAAGGAUCCUCUCUGCCUUCCUCUACUAUACUUUCAACAUGGUCAGCUCCUUCCAAUGGUCGAUUUAAGCUUAAUCUCGAUGCUGUCUAUUUUAAUUCUCUCAAUCAAGUAGGUGGUGGAUUCAUCCUUUGCAAUUCCGAUGGUUGCCCUGUUUGUGUGGCCACUAUUUUUCUGAACAUCAUCCCUAACCCAGAGUUGCUGAAGCCUCUAUGCCCCAAAAAGGGUCGAUCUUUCAUUCUCUCAAUCGGGAUACUCCUCCAUAGACAUUGAAGGAGAUUGCUCAAAUGUGAUGAACCAUUGCUCCUCCACUGAGCUUUCAACCAUCCUUAUUGAAGAUGUCAUAGAGAUCAUCUGUUUCUUCCCUGAUAUCUAGCUUUUAUGGACUCCGAGAACCACCAACAAGGUUACCCAUCUUCUAAGCCAAUGGGCUUUAAAGUUCAAACAUGGCGAUUUCGAUUGGACAGUAUGGCCUUCUUGGCUGCUUAGUGCUGUUGAUUCUGAGCUCUCCCCCUCCCUCUCUUGUUCUAUUUCUCUUUAGCUGUUGUUUUGUUUUGUUUGUUUUGUCAGGGUAGGGGAAAAAAAUAAAAAAAUAGUUGGGAUAAUAUAAAUAUGCUGUCUAUUUCACUAUAUUGUGUGACAACAGGCAUAAGGUGUUGAAGCAUAAAUAUUUAGUUGCGCCGUUGUUUUUAUGAUCCAUUUUCAGCACCUCGUGGUUACCCAUCAUAUCGUAGAUUCUGACUUAUCUUA
Molecule: messenger RNA, 3502 nt
Organism: Cornus florida
Lineage: Eukaryota; Viridiplantae; Streptophyta; Magnoliopsida; Cornales; Cornaceae
Product: pentatricopeptide repeat-containing protein At5g66520-like
Exons: 1
Coding region: 108-2075 (655 amino acids)
Biological process (GO): RNA modification
Molecular function (GO): zinc ion binding; RNA binding; protein binding
Source: RefSeq, a predicted model, not a curated record